Molecule: messenger RNA, 7136 nt
Organism: Morone saxatilis (striped sea-bass)
Lineage: Eukaryota; Metazoa; Chordata; Actinopteri; Moronidae
Gene: tnk2b
Product: tyrosine kinase, non-receptor, 2b
Biological process (GO): signal transduction; negative regulation of epidermal growth factor receptor signaling pathway; protein phosphorylation
Cellular component (GO): extrinsic component of cytoplasmic side of plasma membrane
Molecular function (GO): protein tyrosine kinase activity; protein serine/threonine/tyrosine kinase activity; ATP binding
Source: RefSeq, a predicted model, not a curated record
GCAAGUCCUGAAACCUACUACUGGGUUUGUGUUGACCAAUGGAUGAGGAUGAAAUCAUGUGAGCGUGUGCUAGCCUCGCAGUGCCAUGGACUUGUAGCUGGGCAAAAUCUCACCUCAAUGGACUGGGGGCCUCUUCUGCAUGUGGCUGACCUUCUGUCAUUAACCUGAGAGGAGUUUCUACGGUGUCAGAGCAGACACUGGACUCAGACCAGGAAAGAAAACCAGACUGGUCAGACGGUGAACGCAGCCCUGUUAUCACUGUGUCAACAUGAGGAACUCAUUGUCCGGCCAUUUUCAAGGAAAGCUGAUUCUACCUAAAUGAAGACAGUGCAGCACAGACCUCGAAGCAGGGCUGACUGACCGACUGACUGACUGAGUGAGUGGGUUUGCCCGCUGACUGGAGCUGUGGCUAUUUGAGGACUUUGAGGACACGUAGCCCUGGGCAGGUACGGGUCGGGAGCCACCAUGGGGGAGACGGCAGAAUACCAGAGGCUGCAGGACACGUCAGAGUCUGACUACCAACGCCUGCCCAGCGAUGACGAAGAGAAACUGGGCAGUAGCAUGCAGUGCGAGGAAGGCACAGAAUGGCUGCUGGAACUGCUGAUGGAGGUGCAGUUGCAGCAGUACUUCCUGCGGAUCCGAGAUGACCUUAACGUCACGAGGCUCUCACACUUUGACUAUGUCAAGAACGAAGACCUGGAGAAGAUCGGCAUGGGUCGACCUGGACAGAGACGACUGUGGGAGGCUGUGAAAAGGAGGAAAACCAUGUGCAAGCGCAAGUCCUGGAUGAGCAAGGUGUUUAGUGGUAAGCGCCCAGACGGAGGAGACUUCCCCCAGCAGGGCCAACCGGCCUCCUCCUUUCGUAAGCUGUCUCCCACGCCUCCACUGGGCCUGGGCGAGGGGGUCCUGGCCACAGAGCCCGGCGGCGGUGGUGGUGGUGGUGGUGCUCCUCUGGACGGGCAGCAGCAGGCUCUGACCUGCCUCAUCCCAGAAAAGGAUCUGACGCUGUUUGAGAAGCUGGGGGACGGAUCCUUUGGUGUAGUGAAGAGAGGGGAGUGGCUGACGCCUGCAGGAAAGGUGCUGAACGUAGCUGUCAAGUGUUUGAAGACAGAUGUGCUCAACCAGCCCGACGCUCUGGAGGACUUUAUCUGUGAGGUCAACGCCAUGCACUCCCUGGACCACCAGAACCUCAUUCGCCUCUACGGUGUGGUGCUCACACACCCAAUGAAGAUGGUGACUGAGCUGGCUCCUCUGGGUUCUCUGCUGGAGCGUCUGCGAUGUGUCCGUCCACAGGGCCCGGUGUUGAUCCACACUCUGUGUCAGUAUGCCGUGCAGGUGGCCUGUGGCAUGGCUUAUCUGGAGCAGAGGAGGUUCAUCCACAGGGACCUGGCAGCCAGGAACAUCCUGCUGGCCUCUGCUCACAGAGUGAAGAUCGGUGACUUUGGCCUGAUGAGGGCGCUGCCUAACAACCAUGAGCACUAUGUCAUGCAGGAGCAUCGAAAGGUCCCCUUUGCAUGGUGCGCUCCAGAGAGUCUGAAGACCAGAACGUUCUCCCAUGCUACAGACACAUGGAUGUUUGGAGUUACUCUCUGGGAGAUGUUCACACAUGGCCAAGAGCCUUGGCUGGGCCUUAAUGGGAGUCAGAUCCUGCACAAGAUUGAUAAAGAAGGUGAACGCCUCCCUAAGCCUGAAGACUGUCCACAGGACAUCUAUAAUGUCAUGCUGCAGUGUUGGGCCCAAAAACCAGACGACAGACCUACUUUUGUCGCCCUGAGUGAUUUCCUGCUUGAGACCAUGCCCACAGACAUGUGUGCCCUGCAGGACUUUGAUGAGCCUGACAAACUCCACAUCCAGAUCAACGAUGUCAUCACCAUCAUAGAGGGGAGGGCAGAGAACUACUGGUGGCGAGGUCAAAACAAGCGGACGCUUAAGGUCGGACAGUUCCCCAGAAACGUGGUGACGUCAGUCGCUGGUUUGUCAGCUCAUGACAUCAGCAGGCCGCUCAAGAACAGCUUCAUCCACACAGGACACGGAGACUCUAACCCUCAUCGCUGCUGGGGCUUCCCUGACAGGAUUGACGAUUUGUACCUCGGGAAUCCCAUGGAUCCCCCUGAUGUCCUUGGUGUAGACCUCAGUGGUGCUCGGCCCACGCAGCUACCAGGACGAGCUAGAAAGGAGCCUCCUCCUCGCCCUCCUCAACCAGCAGUGUUAAUCAAGAGUAAGUCUGGUUUCCCUCAGCAGCUCCUCACCCAUUGCUCCUGCCCUCUCUGUUCCCUCCUAGCUCCACUCCUCAAAGAGCCUUGCUAUGAUCCAGUAAACGAUGAUGAGGAUCUGACUUCGGCAGGACUAAAGAGAUUAUCACUUCGGAAAACGGGUUCUCUCAAAGGCUUAAAACUGAAACCCGCUGCAUGGGUCUCUGCUUCCAAACAGGGGAGUGGCCGGACUUCAGGCUCAGGCUACAACCCCAACAGUGAAGUGUCCCUCAUUGACUUUGGGGAGGAGUUCCCCCCGCCCACACCCUCCCCCUCCCCUGUGGUUGAAAUUCAUGUUCCUUCAUUGGCUAAGCUAGCAUUGGAAGCGGAGAACAUCCUGGACCGGACUCCACCUCAGAGUCCGUGCAAAUCAUUGCCCCGCCCACUUCACCCUACGCCAGUAGUGGACUGGGAUGCCCGGCCAUUACCGCCACCCCCGGCCUAUGACGAUGUAGCCCAAGAUGAAGACGAUAUGGAGGUGAGCUCUAUCAACAGCUCGGAGCAGCAGCAUGAAGAGGAGCAGAGUGAUGUCCACUGCUCAGAUGAGGUUCUCUCCCAUGGACAGAAGGUGGAAGGUGAGGUUCUGGUCUCCAGGGGUACAGACAGACCAGGCCUGGAGGACAACCUCUUCCUGCCAAGCAAACAGAGCCAGGGCCUGUCCACCUCCUUCUCCCAGUCAGCAGAGAUCUUCCAAGAACUCCAGCAAGAGUGCAUGAGAAGGCUCAAUGUACCCACUGGAAGCGCUGCACGAUCAGGCUCGCCGUCCCAGGUCUCAGCCUCGUGUCCACAGACUCCACAGACCCAGCAGAGUGUCCUCUCCUCCAAUGAGGACAAACCCCAGAUCCCCCCACGUGUCCCCAUACCCCCUCGCCCCAUAAAAAGGGGCGACUACACGUCUGCUCGCUGGUCAAGGGAUCUUUCCCUGUCACCAACGCCAGCUGACACCACAGAGGACAUUUCAGGCCCAGGACAGGACCGACCACCUCAGAUCCCCCCAAGGGAUCCUUUGUCACAACCAGGCUCCAGGACUCCCAGCCCCAUGGGUCUGGUAGUGGGCUCCCCCCAGCAGAGAGUCUACUCUGUCAGCCCCACCACCAUGCAGGCCCCCCUCACCUCCUGCGCCUCCACACACACCUACGGCUCCUACCUCUCCACCUCUCCAGGUAAACUCAUGCCCACCACACACAGCUUUGCCUCAGAUCCUAAAUAUGCUGCACCCAAAGUGAUCCAGGCGCAGGGGAAGGAUGCCACCAGUAAAGGCCCCUGUAUCCUCCCCAUCGUCCGUGACGGACGUAAAGUCAGUAACACCCACUAUUAUCUUUUGCCUGAGAGGCCCCCAUACCUCGACCGUUACGACCGCUUUUUCAGGGAGGCAGAGAACCUUCCUGCCACUGGUCUGGAGGAAAGGCAUGUACGGCAAGCUAACACUGCCACUGUCAGACCCAUGGUGGUAAGCAACCAGACCCUCCAGGGACACGCCCAGGGACAGGGGCUUGUCCAGCCAGGCGAGCUGAAGGCUAAUUUCUCCUCCAACAAUAACAGCAGUCUGGGUGGGCCACGGUCAGGGAUGAAGACAUCAGUUAGCCUCCCUCGUGUCUGUUCAGACGGGCUGACAGCACUGGUGGUCCCUGCUUCCUGCACCAGGACAGACGGAGGGGGGAACUCAGCUGACAGGGUGAAAAUGGUGCAGGAGGCAGUUCAUGGUGUGACUAUAGAGGAGUGCCAAGCCGCCCUCCAGAACCACAACUGGAAUGUCCAGAAAGCUGUGCAUUAUCUAAAGGUGGAGCAGUUGUUCUGUUUGGGUCUGAGGAGCAGGUCAGAGUGUCUAAAGCUGCUGGAGAUGUGUGACUGGAACCUGGAGGUGGCCAGCACUCAGAUGUUAGAUAACUAUGGAUCCACAACAAGACAGAGACGGUGACAGAAAUCUGAAGCUGCUGAGCUGUGAUGGGAACUUCAUCCUCAGUAAAACAUCAUCAGAGGAAGCAAACCUGCUCCUUGCCCUUUACGCUUCAGACACGCUUCCAAUCAGAGGACUGUGAUUUGGAAGAAUCAGGCAAAUUUUCUCUGAACUAGCACAAAAUACCAAACUUUAUUAUGGCUCCAUUCAUACUUAACAUGGACAAAGGAAUUUAGUCUCGGGGCUAGACUCCUAUUUAGACUUUGGUGUGAAAGAUAUGUGAUUGUUGCACACUUAAGAAAUAGUAGACCGCCAUCUAUCGUCUUCUUAGAACUGUUCAAAGACAAAAAUGACACUGUACUUGGUCAAUUUCAUUUGUCUUCCUAACAGAUCCCCACAGUGUCACAGAUCCUGUGCGCUACAAUACUCAGUCACAUCCACUUACUGGUAUCCUCACGCUGCUAUGACAGUGUUGACCAACUGCAGAGAGAUACUUAUUCUGUUAACAGCAUUAAAAAAUCAGUUUAAAAGGCAAUCUGAAAAAUGAGUUAAACAGCACAAUAUACACAGUAGCACUUCCUAAAAAAAGCUCUGUACUUUGCCACGAGGUCACUGUAUUGUGUCAGAAUAUGCCAUGAACUAGUUCAGUUGGAAUGAAAACUCAUUAAGUGAACCGUGUCAGAAUUUAUCCUAAAUACUGUACAGUGUGCAGAUAGUUCAUUAAAGGUCAACUUCCUGAAUUGACAUCUGUAGCUUCACUUAAAAGCAAUUCUUUUGAAGACCAAUUUAAAAACAAGAUGUUGUACCUCUACCAUGUAAAAGCACAACGAAAUACAAAGCUAGUAUUUAAUUGGCUGUCCAGGCCAUACUGUACAGGAAACAGUUGUCCUGUUUACAGUUGUAAAGAAGGGUGGGGAUGUGAUAAUGCUGCUGAAAGCUUGUGGUGUAGAAAGAAAAUACUGUUGCAAAAGACUUCUCUUAUCUUCAAUAAUUUGUGUAAUACAUUUUAUAGUUUGGUGAGGGACGUUAGCCAGCAUCAAUGCUGCACUGUUCGAGUCAAAUGUCGAUCCGGUCUAGUAUUGACCGAAAUCUAGAAAAUGAAUGGAGACAGAGGAUCAGAGAGGUAGUUUGCCUAAGAUUCCCUUCUGUUAAAGACUUACAAAGGGUAGAGCAGUGUACCCUUCAUAAAGAGACAUUUAUGUAUUUGUGAACAAAAUGUUUUAAUAUAUUUUAAAAGUGCUCAGAGACAAGAGAAAACUGUUAUGUCCAUUACAGGGCAGGCCAUUUGUUAAAUUAUUUUAAUGCGUCACUCCUUAAUCACCAAUCUACAACUAAUUCCACACAUUUCACCAGAACAAAAAGGUUCCACCCAGUCAGUGGAAACUUACUACACUCCAGAUCUACAGUAGCCUUUCCUUAUUCCUUCCCUCUAAGCACUUUGCCUACACAGAACUCCUAUGCAUCAGCUGAAAACUCCUGCCAGCUUGGUAUUUUCUGUACGGACCCAGACUACGUUGGCAGCUAAUAACAGCAGCGUUGUGAAAUUUGCCCCAGGGCACACAUCCUGUCCCAUAAUCAUCACUUAAAACCACAACUGUGAUAUUUUGGUCAGCAGCUUUAGGGGCAAUAAUUUAAAACUAGGAGGACGUGUCAGUUCUGGGUGAACUCACUCACUGAGGGAUGUGACAAUACAUCUCCUGACUGGGUAUUGUCACAGUAGAGCCCUCAGCAAGGAACGGUUCAAAACUCAGUUAAUACAGAAAGUUUUUGGACCUGUCCAGGGUUUUAUUCUGGAUGUGAGGACACUGUUAAAAAGGAAGGGAAAUAAAAGGCAGUAUACACACUUUGACUGUUAAAAUUUACUUUUAUGUCAACCAAAUGCCCCAAAAAACAUACUUUAGGCAAUUUAUGGUUAACACACAUAAUACCUACAGCGCUUCUCUCUAUAGAAAAAAAGAAGCCUCUUUGCCACUUGGUACCCAUCUAUUUAAAUUACAAUAUAAAUGUCCACAUGUAAACACUGGCUUUGCUCCAAACCGACCCACCCCCUCCAUAUGUCCACAAAAGCCCCAGUAUGUCACAGGUCUGAGCACAAUCUGUUUGGGUGGAAACUUCAAAUGGCCUCUGAAAAAGCUAAUAUGGAACCACCACAAGCCCGCUACCUGCCUAGACACAUUAAGAAGCUUAAAGAAAGUAAAUAUACAGAAACGUGUUUGGAAUAUAUUUAUAAAGGAUGUACAGGACUAAUUUUGGAUGACAACCUCCAGUAAAAGCUUCCUCUUGUGUGCAAUAAGGCUGCUGUAGAACCUGUAACCUCCCAGUCUGUCCAUCCUUCAGUGCCAUCCGGUUGUGUAAAAAAAAAAAAAGCUUUCAUCUCUGUCAUGAUGUAUCCUAGUCACUGAAUGCACAGGGAAAAUGGCUUUCAGUAUGAAAUGUUUGGUGACUCAGUUUCCCUCCCCAGAGUAGGAUGAAAGUUGUCCUUGAACACUGAUCCAGAGUCAGUUUUGCCAUGUUCCCCCUCGGAUGUGUUGUGGCAAAGCUGAUUGUUAACCAGUGCAUAAGAACAACUUGAUGUGAGCGGUGCCUCCACAGUCUGUCCAUGUGUUGUUUGUCUUUAUACCAAGCUGCUGUAGUUGCAUUGAAGGACUGAAGUAAACCUUGUGGUGUUAUGAUCAACCUAAAGCAACAUUCUCUCGUUGUGAUGUUGAGACUCUGAUGUUAGAAAACUGUUCAGUUCUGUUUAGCCUUUGUUUGCCAGAUCAUUUAUAUUGUUUUUGCUGUUUUUCCUUCAAUCCAACUUGCCAUUUCUUCCUCAUUUGUAUGUAUUUGCUUCCCAGAAUGUGUUUUAUUUUAAAUGCCUACUGUACAGUUGGUUUUCAUUGUUUCUCUCCUCCUGAGUUGAUAAAAAUGUUCAAGAGAAGUUCAUGCUGCCGAAUUUAUAAAUGUAUUUUUUAUUAAAGAAUUACUUAUUUUUUACUUAUGUUUAA